GCCAAUAGGCGCUAAGCGAGGCGGGGGUGCCCGCCUCGCUGCUAAAAGAGGGACUAAAGCAAAGGGCCUAGUUGUAGUGAAUCACCUUUUGUGCAAUGGCAGGAGAAUCAAAACCUACAAGUAAUCCUUUGGAACAAUUCAUUUUGUUGUCCAGAAAUGCAAAAGGCCCAGCAUUAACUACCCUUAUUAGCCAAGUAUUAGAGGCUCCAGGAGUUUUUGUUUUUGGUGAACUUUUGGAAACACCUAAUAUACAGGAGCUGGCUAAUGGAUCACAUGCUGCCUACUUCCAAUUAUUGAACCUGUUUGCAUAUGGAACAUACUCUGACUAUUUAGCAAAUAAGGGAAGUCUACCCGAAUUAACAUUAGCUCAGAAGAACAAGCUGAAACACCUCACCAUAGUAAGCUUGGCGGCAAGAAUGAAGUGCAUUCCAUAUUCCAUGCUCCUGAAAGACCUUGAUAUAAAAAACCUCAGAGAAUUGGAAGACCUGAUUAUUGAAGCAAUUUAUACUGAUAUAAUACAAGGCAAACUUGAUCAGCGAAAUCAGCUUCUUGAAGUUGACUUUUGCAUUGGCCGAGAUCUCCAAAAGCAAGACAUCAGCAGCAUUGUAAAAACUCUCCAGGAAUGGUGUGAUUGCUGUCAAGCGGUUCUCCUGGGCAUUGAGCAACAAGUGCUCCGUGUAAAUCAGUAUAAAGAAGGCCACACAAAAACACAACAGCAAGUAGAAACUGAGGUGGCGAACAUAAAGAAGACAUUGAAGGCAACAGCAUCUACCUCAACCCAAGAUCCUGAUCAACAUCCGAUGGAUCGUGACACUCCACAGCUUGUUGAACAGCGUCCAUCUACAAAAAAAUUGUCAAAAUCUAAAAGUUUAUCAUCUAGCCGUCAUUAGAAGAAUAAGUUGGCAGAAUUAUUCCAGUGCUUAAUAGGGAAGCUGGAACUGAGAAGAAAUGGAAACAAUGAAUCGCGCAAUGGUUCUCCUAAAUGGCACAUGGAAAAGAAGUGUGAACAAUUUUCCUUGUGCAUUUGCAAUUUUUUUUGUAAUACAGAUUUUAUAAUGGAAAGCUAACUACUGAAUCAUCCUUUCCCACUAAAAGGUACCGGUUGCAAACUGACUUCUAAAGUAAUAAAAGAUUUUUGUAUUGCAUAUGUUCAUAUUUGUUCACUAUUCCCUGCAGUGGCUGAUUUUAAUAUGUUGGUGCAGAAUAACUUCUGUGGUAGAAUGAAGUCACUUUAGAAGUAGCUAUCUUUUUUUAUUAGCAUUCUUCAGAAUAAGCUAAUGACUUGUGUUGCACGUAACACAUUUAAAAUACGUUGCUCCACAAAUCUGGUGUUCACUAAUCUCACUGAUCUUAAGAAGAGCCAGUGGAUUUGAAAUAUAAUUGCUCAAGAAUGUAUAAAGAAAUGAAAUACAGUACUGGGUUGUUAGAUGCAAUUAUUAGUUUAUUUCUCAUUAAAUUUUUUUUAACAUCCUGGAAUUCCAUUUGAAAAUGCCAUUUCAAAACAUAAGUUGAUCAAUGCAUAACUUUAUGCAUCGAUAAUCUUAUCGUUAAAUAUGACUAUAUUUAUCCACGGAAAAGCCAAAGCUCAUCUCCUAAAGCUAAUGUGAUGUUUGAGACAGCAGUCUAGAAAUUAACGUGCAAACCACCGUUUCUGGCAGCAUUACUUUAGGGUUUAUGCCACUUGGUAGAUGAGGAUUGAAUCACCUCAAAAGAUGAGGGCAGUACAAAGAUGAAACUAGUAUGUUCCCUGCGAGUGCUAAAGUAACUUGUACUGGUACAAUCCUGAUGCUACUAUCAUAUCAGUUACUGUGACACUGGAUUCAAAACCUCACUUAUGGAAGUCCAACAUACAAAUCUAUAUGUCAUACAUCAAAAUGCAGCUAUAAGAUAGAACUUGAAUCAGUGCAAUUAAAAGGUUGCUAUACACCUUGCAUCUGAUGUGAUUUUUAGUAAUGAUUGCUUGUGCAAAGGUUGUUGAUGCUCUAUGUUGGUUUCCUGAGGUCUUUAAUGCCACUUCAAUCUUCCAUUAGCACCAGGGAAUGGGAUAAUAAAAUCAGAGAAACCAAUUUUUUCAAGGACAGCAGGAAGUGAAUAGAGAGAAGAACCAAUGAAAUAAAGUGUAGUCACUGAUGUAAAAUCUAAAAUGCAGCUAAUGUUAGCUCAAACUGCUGCAAAUAGUGAUGUGAUAAUGUCCAAAUAAACUUUCUUGAUUUGAGUGAGAAAAAUUGGUCAGGGCUAACUGCUGUGUUUCCUACAUGAAUGACUAUAAAAUGCCACAUUGGCUUUAAAACUCUCAAGUUGUGCAGCAAUUUGAAAAGCAGUAUAUGCAUCAAAGUUAUUCUUCUAUUUUCAUUCACUUGAAAGCAUGUAUAUCCUAAAAGCACUAUACAGUGCCUACGUUGCAAGGACUGCUGCAGUUCAAGGAGACAGCAAUUGGAAUGGACCACAGGUAGUUAUUUGGCAAGGAAAUGUUUUCAAAUCUAUUUUGUGUCAAUGUUAAAGUUUAAGAUUGAUUUAAUUAAUAUUCCUCCAACAUAUAGCAAGGUCUACAUCAGAAAAAAAGAAGCAAUUGACAGUGCAAUUAGUGAAGAAUUGUACAUAA
Messenger RNA from Hemiscyllium ocellatum (epaulette shark), 2602 nucleotides. It is a transcript of the gene cops7a, whose product is annotated as COP9 constitutive photomorphogenic homolog subunit 7A. The record is from RefSeq and is a predicted model, not a curated record. Gene Ontology annotation, cellular component: COP9 signalosome. Lineage: Eukaryota; Metazoa; Chordata; Chondrichthyes; Orectolobiformes; Hemiscylliidae. Gene Ontology annotation, biological process: COP9 signalosome assembly. The transcript has 7 exons. The coding region runs from base 96 to 890 and encodes 264 amino acids.